Trifolium pratense (red clover) is the source of this 1659-nucleotide messenger RNA. RefSeq names its product BAHD acyltransferase BIA1-like. The record is from RefSeq and is a predicted model, not a curated record. NCBI's taxonomy places the organism in Eukaryota, Viridiplantae, Streptophyta, Magnoliopsida, Fabales, Fabaceae. The transcript has a single exon. Bases 49 to 1419 code for a protein of 456 amino acids.
AUAAGGCAAGACAAUCGAUCAAAGUAAAACAGAACACAAAACAAAACAAUGGAGAAGCAGAACAAGAUGAAUAUUAAGCUUGAGAAAUUAAACACAAUACUCAUAAAACCCUCAAAACCAACACCAUUACAUCUUCAAACUUUCAAACUCUCAUUACUAGAUCAAUUUUCUCCUAAUUAUCAUACCAACAAGACUUUCUUCUACCCAAAUCACAACAACAAUAACAAUACCAACAAUCAUUUUUCUGAUUUUUCCAAUAAAUCAAAAAUUCUUCAAAACUCACUUUCUCAAACAUUAUCCCAUUUUUACCCUCUCGCCGGCCGUCUCCAUGACGCCACCACCAUUCACUGUAACGACGACGGCGUUUUCUUCAUCGAAUCACGAUCAACCACCACUCUCUCCCAAAUUCUCACCAAUCCUAAUUUCGAUGCACUAGAAUGCUUCGUCCCAACCACUGAGGAAAAACGAAACAUGCUGUUAUUACUCCGAUUCACCUUGUUCAGAUGCGGUUCCACCGCAAUUACCACAUUUGUCACACACAAGAUCGUUGAACUUAACACACUCAUAAUUUUUCUCAACACUUGGGCUGCCAUCACCACCGGAAAUGAAAUUCCACUCCCUGAUUUAACAGUCGCCGCCGCUCUUUUUCCUCCGAGAGAAGUUCCCGACGUGUCUGGUUCCGUUAAAAAUUCCAAUGCAAAAUUCACUACUAGAAGAUUCAUUUUCAAAGCAUCCAAAAUAGAAGAACUAAAGAUAAAAAUCAAAAACAAAUUUGAAUUUCAUCCUUCUAGGGUAGAGGUUGUUUUAGCUCUGAUUUGGAAAUGUGCUCUUUCGGCAUCAAUAGUAGUUUCUGGUUCCAAAACGACGUCGUUUAGGCGUUCGAUGUUGUUCCAAGCAAUAAACAUCCGUACACGGAUGAACCCCGCCGUACCAGAAACUGCAGUUGGGAACUUGGCUUGGCCGUUUUGGGUGACGGUUGAAGAAGAAAGCCAUGUGGCAAUAGAUGAGAUGGUGAAAAGAAUGAGGAAGGGUAAAAUGGACUUUAUAGAGAAUAAAGCAGAGAGGUUUAAAGAGGAAGGUGGGUUUAAGGUUGUGAUGGAGAAUUUGAAAGAGAGGGUUGAGAUUUUGAAAAGGAAUAAUGAGAAUAAGGGUAGUUUGGUAGUUUACAACAGUUCAAGUUGGUGUAAUUAUCCAUUGCUUGAGUUUGAUUUUGGGUGGGGCAAACCUGUGUGGUGUAGUAGUGUGAAUAAUAAUUUUGCGAUUAAUUUAAUUAUUUUGAUGGAUACAAAAAAUGGUGGUGGAAUUGAAGCUUUCGUUACUCUUGUUGAAGAUGAGAUGAAAUUGUUUGAACAAAAUCAGGAGCUGCUACACUAUGCUGUGCUUAAUCCUACAAUUCUUAUUUCAACUUCAAAGUUCUAAUAAUCUCUCUUUGCCUGUUUCCGUCACUUGAUUGAGGAUUUGUAGUCAGUUCGAGACUCGGCACCGAGAAAAAUAAUCUCUCAUUAUUAUUUUAAAUAGUUUAAAAUGUUGGAUAAUUAUGUAAUUUUUCAUUUUGUGUCCAAGUAAAUUUUCCAGAAUUGCCGUUUGUCUUUAUUACUCGUUUGUUUAAACUCGGUCAUUCCUAAUUUUUUUAUUUAUUUUAUAAGAAGUCAUGCCUAA